Pleurotus ostreatus (oyster mushroom) is the source of this 594-nucleotide messenger RNA. RefSeq lists its product as uncharacterized. The transcript is spliced from 2 exons. The coding region runs from base 1 to 594 and encodes 197 amino acids. Lineage: Eukaryota; Fungi; Basidiomycota; Agaricomycetes; Agaricales; Pleurotaceae. The record is from RefSeq and is a predicted model, not a curated record.
AUGCUUUCUUGCACAUGUACCACAUAUUGUAUGGACGAUAUCUUGGAGUCUGUCACAGGGGGGCGUGCAUACGUUCAUCGUAUCAAGACAAUUUUAGCUGCACUUGUACCAUGCGACUCCUACACCUCCUGCGCCGGUGCCGGUGACCCCAAGUUCUGCCUGUCCGGCUCGCCACCCCAGACGGCAAAUGCGUGCAAUCCUGCUCCUCGAACACCUUCUCCACCACCCCACCCCAUCAACCACAUGGCACGUCGUGCCACCCUGACUGCUCAACCAGUGCACCGCCUGCUCGCCUGCCCAUCCUCGCCAACGCCGCUGCUGCCCCCACCUGCGCCCGAGCGCAGUUCCUCGACCCCAUCCCGUUGCCCACGACGCGCCCACCGUCAUCACGAACUCGUCCAAGCAGGUGCGGGAGGGCGUAGUUCCACCAUCGACUGGUGCGGGGUGGUGGUGGCGCCUCAAGCGCGCGAUUUUGUGGGGGCGCAGCGCAUCGCUUUUGACGUCACGGCGCAAUAUCCUGCGCAACCCGCCCCGCAUCCAGCCACGGCGCCGUCGGUGGAUGAGGAGGAGGCUGGAAGUGCUGGCAGUUGGUGA